AUGGUUGAGGGUGAAUCAAGCAAUGCAAGGGAGAGAAGGCUAAAAAUGCAAGCCAAGUUGGAAGCAAUGACUCAAAGGAUGGAAGAGUCUGAUGCAGAGGAGUAUGUCUACUCUGAGGAGGAGUCUGAGAGCGAGAGAUUGAGGGAGGAAAGGAGAACCAAGAAGAGGAAUGACCCCAUUAGUAGUGAGAGUGAGCAAGGAGAGUUUGAGAUUGGGGUGAACCUUGUUCAAGAGGAGGGUGAUGGCUCUCCAAGUGAAGAAGGAAGUGAUGAGUCUGAGAGUGAAGAAGAAGGAGAGGAGGUGAAUCAAUUGGUUGAUGAGAGUGAGCAAGAGAGUAACCAAGAUGAGCCCAUGGAGGAGACUGAGCCACAAGAGGAGGAGGAAGAACUCCCUAUACGGCUUAUCGAGAAUCAGCGCCCAACCGCGCAGACCGGCUGGCCGAGAAACUAUUGUUUCACGCUCGGCCAGAAUCUGUCCGUCCGUCUGAAGUCUCGGCCAAAGUCCAAAACAGUUCGGCCGCGCAAAUCACGACCCGGGAAACAUAAGCCCGCGGUCGGCCACGCCACAACUCACGCCACAGCCGCGCAUGAUCGACGCGCGCGAGCCGGGAAGCAACGCCUCGCGGCCGCGCAACUUGUCUCACGUACCACGUACGAACGCUCCGUCCGAGCCGGGGAACUACGCCUCCGUCCGGCCGAGAGAUUCCAUCGGCCAAGUCUUCAUCCGUCCGACCACAGCGGCCGACCACGCAUCCGUCCGGCCACGACGACCGAUCGAUCCGACCGGCCACGACCCGAUUCCGGCCGACCGUCCCAACGCCGCGGUCGACCCGAAGCCCGUUUUGAAGCCCGAUUUCAUAUUUUCAAGGCCCGGCUUAACCCUAAGCCGCCUCAAAAGACCUAG
Molecule: messenger RNA, 903 nt
Organism: Microthlaspi erraticum
Lineage: Eukaryota; Viridiplantae; Streptophyta; Magnoliopsida; Brassicales; Brassicaceae
Source: the annotation of a GenBank genome assembly